UUUUUUUUUUACGAAUCAAUCAUGGCCAAAAAGAAAAAGAUCGCCAACAAUCGUGGUUAUGCAACAACAUCCAUACCUUCUAAAAAGAUAGUAACACCUUUAUCUACACCAGAUUCGCCGUCUUCCUUGUCGCCACCUCCAACAACACAAGCACCGAUACCGCCUGCUUCACCUUGUUCUCCUCAAGAGCAACCCGAUGAUGUGGCAAGACUAGUUCAACGUUUUAAGAGCUUGAAUCCUCACAAAGUCGAUACCACCAUGGAUCGACUUUUGCAUUCACGUCCAAUGAUUACUCUAAUGAAAGAUCUUAACAUUAAUCCACCUUCUCUUUCUUUCUCAAGUCCUCUGGAACAAGAUAUUUUGAAUGUGAUAAAACAACUAGACGCGUUAGAUAUAUUUUCUUCUCCAUCACUUCGGCGCCGUGCAUCUCAAACCGAUAAAGAUCGUGUGAUUGGUCAUCUAGACGUUAUCUACUUGACUCUGACCAAAUUAGGAUUUGAUCCCAUUGAUAUUGAAGCAUCUUUGAAAGUGACGACAACGACGGAUAUCGACCAUCAUUUGGACUGGUUAUGUUUGAAUGUACCCUAUGAUCGUUUACCAGUAGGCUUUGCUGACACUUACUUCUCCGACCAAGGGGUUCAAAUUAAAUUGCAACAAUCCAAAAUAAACAAGAAGGAAGAUACUUUAGAAGAAACUCGAAAAUUGGAAGAAUUGGUACUUUUGGAUUCCAAGUCCUCGUCUGAACCAACCACCGCUCAAGAUGAUUAUAAAUUACGAGUUCUACAAGCUGCUCAAGAUUAUCUGGAUGAUGACGAAGAAGAAAAAGAGGAUAUCAAUUUACAGCAUGCAAGAAAAAAACUCGAAUUGACUGAAUUAGAGUCCCAAGUUCGUGAAAGUAGUGGAAUGCAAAAGAAGAAAAAAUUCAAAUCAAAAACGUUGGUGACACUCUCCGACCAGGAAUUGGAUCAAAUCAAACAAGAAAUAGAAAACCUUAAACGUACACUGCAAACCAUGGAACAAGAUUGGGAUUAUGACAAGCGCAAAUCACAUGAACUGUUUAUAGAACAACAAAAAAUUUUAGCAGAUCAACGACGACAACAAAUAAAACAAGAUCAAGCUGCAGCGACGGAAAACAUGAAUGAUACACCAAGUGAACAAAACAAAGACGAAUUUAUUAGCAGCAACACGGAUGCAAUCAACAGCAAUACAAACAAUUCUGUUCCUGUGAAUGAUGAUGAUGAUGGUGAUGAUGAUGAUGACAUGUUUGGUGGGUUCAUGGAUAUGAUGGAACAAGAGGCGACAACAACAUCAACAUCUUCCACAAGUAGUCCAACCAUUGAAUGGCAAAUUGUAGAUCUUUCAUUACCUAACUCCUGGAAAGGUCGUACUCCUAAGCAACUCUUGGAAGAAUAUUGCAAAUCAUAUGGGUUCGUUAAAUGCAACUACUCCAAAAUCAAUAAAGGUGCAUCUAUCUGGCAAGCCUCUGUAUCUAUGUCAAAACGAUCUCUUUCGGAUGCUCCUAUGAUAGUUCAUUUACCCGAAAAACUGGCAACGACAAAACCUGUAGAUGCUGAACAACUUGUUGCUGCUGCUGCUCUCUUUCAAUUGGAUCCUCAAUCAUCAACCUAUCAAAUCAUGGCUACACCAUUCAAGAAUUUAUGGUUGGAAUGGAAAAAAGAAAAGAUGGAUAAAGAUGAAGCACCUCGCAUUGAAGCUGAUCGAAAACGGGUACAAUUCCUCAUGGAUAGGUUGAAUGAUUCUUUUAGCCAGAGUCCUAAAAAAAGUCAGCCACGUAUCUUGUCAAAUACAACAGAAUCUCCAGUGGAUGAAUUUGAUUGGGCUCAAGACAACAACAACAAGUCGUUAAAACGAAAACAAAUAUUUGAAGAUGUACAGCAAAGAUUUAGCAAGCGACUCACUACUCCUGCUUAUCUACAAAUGAAGGCCAAAAGAAAGGAUCUCCCUAUUGCUGACUAUCGUGAAGAAAUCCUCAAAAUGAUACAAUCUCAUCAAGUUGUAAUUAUCUCUGGCGAAACUGGAUGUGGUAAGAGCACUCAAGUGCCUCAAUACCUUGCUGAACAUUUGCUUAUCCCUGGAUCCCAUUCUGGUAGUGUCAUUUGUACUCAGCCUAGACGUAUCUCUGCCAUGUCUAUUGCUCAAAGAGUAUCUAAAGAAAUGGGUGAUCGGCCGAAAACAAUUGGAAGUAAGGAAGCCAUGGUUGGAUAUCAAAUUCGGUUGGAAAACAAAGUCUCGGAUGAAAAUGUUUUAGUAUUCUGUACUACGGGUAUUUUAUUACGUCGAUUGGAAAGUGAUCCCUGGUUGAAUGGUAUAUCUCAUGUUGUUGUGGAUGAAGUACAUGAACGAACUAUCGAUAGCGAUUUCCUUUUAGUUGUUCUACAACGUCUUUGUCAUAAUCGACCUGAUUUACGUGUGAUUUUGAUGAGUGCCACUGUCAAUGCCAACCGAUUUUCAGCCUACUUUGGAAAUUGCCCUGUUGUUUCCGUCCCUGGGAGAACUUUCCCUGUCCAUGUCCAAUACCUUGAAGAUAUUGUAGAAACUACAGGUUAUGUCUUGGAAGAAGAUUCUCAUUAUGCUAUCAAGAAAUCCAGAAUACAAACAAAUCAAGGCAAUAUUCAUGUGUCUGGACGACAUGGGUCUUCCAAGACGAUCCAUUAUGAAAUAUUUGAUGAAGAUUCUGAUGCUGAUGAUUCAUACAUUAUGCCCAAUCCAUCCAAACUGUCUAUAGUACAAGCUGAUGAAAACCAAAAUGAUGAAGAUGAAACUUGCUCCCAACAAUAUAGUCGUCAAACACUGAAAAUGGUUAAGCGGAUGGAUGAAAACAAAAUCAAUUAUGAUCUUAUUGUGAACUUGUUGGAACAUAUCUAUCAACAAUCAAACAGCAACCAAGAUGAAACCAUUCCUCGAUCUGGGGCCAUUCUGAUAUUUUUGCCAGGCAUGCCUGAAAUUCGAAAACUGUAUGAUUUGAUUUCCAUGCACAGCAUUUUGGGUGACGAAAAAAGAACACUCUUGAUUGCUUUACACUCUACCUUGUCAUCCGAACAACAAGAACGGGCAUUUGAUCUUCCACCACAUGGGAUUCGAAAGAUAGUAUUAGCCACCAAUAUUGCGGAAACUGGGAUUACGAUUAGUGAUGUCACUAUUGUCAUUGAUACCGGUAUGGCCAAGAUUAUUAAUCAUGAUCAAGAAAAACGAAUAACAAGAUUACAACAAAUGUAUGUGGCAAAAGCAAAUGUUAAUCAAAGAAAAGGUCGAGCUGGACGUGUACAAGAAGGAUUGUGCUACCAUCUGUUUACCCAAGAUCGAUACAACAAGAUGGCAGAUUAUGAAACUCCCGAAAUUUUACGAUUACCUUUGGAAGAACUCUGUCUCCGUAUCAAAGUAUGUCAUCUAGGAUCUAUCGAAGAAGUAUUGGAAACUGCGUUGGAUGCUCCUUCUAAAAAGAUGGUCAAGAAUGCUAUUCAGACAUUACAAGAAGUGCAAGCAUUAUCCAAUGAUGAAUUUGAAACGUUGACUCCUUUGGGAACUCAUCUGGCGAAUCUUCCCGUGGAUGUACAUAUUGGCAAGAUGAUUCUUUUUGGUGCCAUAUUCCGUUGUUUGGAUCCCAUCCUAACUAUUGCUGCUGCAUUAUCAUUCAAAUCACCUUUUGUUAGACCAUUUGGCGAUGAAGAUGAAGCCGAUAAAGCCAGAGAACAGUUCAAACAAGAUGAAUCUGAUUUCUUGACCAUUUACAGAGCAUACUGUGCGUGGAGGGAUGAAUUCAAACGAGUAAGACAAGGAUCAGGGUGGCGAAGGAAAAUAUAUGAAUUUUGCAAGAAACAUUACCUUAGUCAAAAGAACUUGGAAACAAUCGAAGACAUGAAAAAACAAUACUUAGAGCUUCUGAUCAGUAUUGGAUUUGUCAAGGUAGCCGAGGAAGAUAUCAACCAAUUAAAACGAUACGACAUGUUGAACCGUACCAGUUUCCUUUGUCACAUUCCUCCGAUAUAUAAUCAAUAUAGUCAUUCCACCAAUAUGAUCAACGCAUCCAUCACUGCCGGUCUUUACCCCAAGAUUGCGCUCUACAAUCCAAACACACAUGCAUUCAUCAAACAAGACAUGACCAACAUGACCAUACAUCCAUCCUCCACUCUUUGCAAACAACAAUUAUCUACCGAAUUCUUGGUCUACAACACUGUGGUGAUGAAUAAUGACAAGGUAUACAUGUGGGAAACUUGUUCUAUCGAUCCUAUAGCUGUGAUUCUAUUGGCAAAUGAUAUGGAUAUUAUGCAUUGUCAAAAAAUGGUGGUAGUCGAUCAAUGGAUUCAGUUUCAAUGUUAUGCUCGUACAGCCACCUUGAUCAAAUUCCUUCGGCAUGAAAUGAAAAAAUGGCUACAAGAUAAAAUGGAUGAUCCUGGAUUGGACUUGACAAAUGCCUCUGCUACUAUUAUGGAAUUGAUAGUCAAGAUAUUGGAAGCUCGGAAUGUCAGUUUAGACAGAUAAAUAGAUACAUGAUUCAUUUUCUCUACUUUCCAUUUUUGCUAUUCUUACAUUGAUCAGUUACUGAAUAAAGAUUGUAUAGUUUAUAU
Halteromyces radiatus is the source of this 4586-nucleotide messenger RNA. Its product is annotated as P-loop containing nucleoside triphosphate hydrolase protein. The transcript has 20 exons. Bases 22 to 4500 code for a protein of 1492 amino acids. The record is from RefSeq and is a predicted model, not a curated record. NCBI's taxonomy places the organism in Eukaryota, Fungi, Mucoromycota, Mucoromycetes, Mucorales, Cunninghamellaceae. Gene Ontology annotation, cellular component: intracellular anatomical structure. Gene Ontology annotation, molecular function: ATP binding; RNA binding.